This is a messenger RNA of Homalodisca vitripennis (glassy-winged sharpshooter), 3286 nucleotides long. It is a transcript of the gene Sec3, whose product is annotated as exocyst complex component 1. Bases 209 to 2848 code for a protein of 879 amino acids. Gene Ontology annotation, cellular component: plasma membrane; exocyst. The record is from RefSeq and is a predicted model, not a curated record. The transcript is spliced from 18 exons. Gene Ontology annotation, molecular function: phosphatidylinositol-4,5-bisphosphate binding. Gene Ontology annotation, biological process: exocytosis; Golgi to plasma membrane transport. NCBI's taxonomy places the organism in Eukaryota, Metazoa, Arthropoda, Insecta, Hemiptera, Cicadellidae.
UCCGAAACCGAGAAUGGUGACCGUUCACGUAGCCACUCAGCAAAAAUAUACUUUGUGGAUACUACAUUCACAUUGUACAUAACCUCAAGAAAUUUACCCUGUAGUUUUAAAGUAGUGAGACUGUGUAACAACAUUAAUUCGUUUUACUACUACUACUACUAUUAUACCUUUUAAGUAAAUAGGAAAUAUAUAGUGUCGACCAUCUGAAAUGGCAGCAAUCAGACACGCCCUACAGCACGAGGUCUUCCAGCCUUGUGACGAGAGGCUCCUGGCCUUUGUACAUGUCAGUAAGGCAUUCAAGAAGAAGAAGACCAGCUUUUUGUGCAUAUCAGUUACCAAAGAGACUCCAUUAAUUGUCAACAUUUACCAGGUAAAAAAAACAGACAAAAAUGUGAUGAAGAAAAAGAGAUCCUGGAAUCUCAGCAACUUGACUCUAGUGGAUGGAAAAACUACAUCUCUUGAAACUCAUGAGUUUGAUCUGCAUUUUGAUAAGGUUUACAAGUGGUUCGCCAGCAACCUACAGGAGAGACAGUGCUUCCUGAUUGUACUUUGGAAGCAAUGCUCUAGCUAUUCUUUGAAAGAAAGGCCAGAAUUCAAAAAUCUCCCCAAAGAAUGGAUUUCUGGAGAACUGAGUCCGAGUCAGACCCAAUCACAGAUCACUGCUCUCACAGGAGAUGUUGAGGUUGACGGAGAAGAUUACCAAGCCCUGACAGAGAGAGAAGAGAUGGACUUGGAGCAGCUGAUGUCUCAGUGUGGCUCAGCAGUCAGUAACGCUGAGGCCUUCAUGGAGACUUUAGCUCGAGAUUUGUCAGUUCUGGAUGGAGAAAAUGUUCAAAGCGUGUUGGCCUCAGAAAAGCAAGUGACUCACCUAAUGGAGCAGCUGGAAGUGGCAAUUACCGAGGUAGAAAGAGUAGAGUCACAACUGAACAGCUACGAUAACAUCUUGUGUCACAUUCGCAACACAAUGGACAAAAUGGAAGAAAAAAAUAUGCUGAUUGAAGUAGCAAAUCGGAACAAUCUAAAACUUCUCACUGAACUAGAAAGAGUCAUUUUCCAGUUAGAGUUGCCAAAGAAGCAUCAGAAUGCGCUGGAGGAUGCCGAUCUCAUGACCAAGGAGGGUUUGCGUGAUGCUAUCACUGCGGGCAAGGCACUCCAGGCCGUAAUGAACGCAGAGAUACAUCCUGCGUUAGUGCGUUUAGCUGCUGUACAAGAGCAGAAGAAACGCUUUGACAAAUGGAAGAGCAAGUUCUCUCAAAUAAUAUCAAGGCAUCUCAACAACCUCUUUAUACAUCUGGGUAAUGAUGCAGGUGAGCAGACAGGUACACUGCUGAUGUUGCCCAAACACACGAAACUGCACCGAGAUCUGACAGCUUAUACUGAGCUGAUGCACUGGUGUAAGGUGAUGGAUCGCAAGGCGUAUACUGCACUUACUAAAGUCUACACCAACUGUCUGGGGAAAAUUUAUGAGCGUGACAUCCACCAGUUCUUAGAAGAUGCUAAACAUCAGAUCUCUGGAGUCAACUCAUCGACAGUGGGGAGGGAGGACAAGUUGAGGAACACCAACUGGGGACUGUUGGGGGUCGAGAGGGACCAGUGGGGGGUCGAGUGUGACCCCUCUGAGCGUCUCAGGUUCGACCAUAUCCUAGAGAAAGUGUUAGCCCAGCUGGAACCUGUUUGUCUCUCUGAGCAAAAUUUCUGUGUGUCCUUCUUCCAGUUGGACGUCCUCAGUCCCACCACCAAGAAUACACAGACAACAUUGGAUGGUCUCUCAGGGGACAAUCGGACAGAGCUUGAGGCAGUAGUGCUACCUCAGAAACGCAUUGAGAAGCAGGUCAAUGAGGAGGUGCGUAAGAUGAUGGCUGACAUUUUCAGUUGUAUAGAGCCAGAAUUAGUGAACUUCAUCAACCAUCAUGAGAAGCUCGACAGUAUGCAUGGAGUUAGACAAAGGUAUUGCUAUCUGGAGAAUGCAGUUAACAGACAUUAUCAAUCCUACUGCAUGUAUGCGCUGGUGAGAUUCAGCCAACACGUGAUGUCAGCACAAGACACUGGCUCGUUCCUCAGCAUGACGUUUGGCUCGGUGUUGGUGCAGGUCAAGCGGAACUAUGAUCGCUACAUGCAGGCUCAACUGCGCUCCAUCCACGAGUCCAAGGUCAACCGCAAGUCCAAGUGUGGAAUACUGCCUUUUGUUGCCAACUUUGAGGAGUUUGCAAACCACGCAGAAUUGAUAUUCAAGGACACAGAACGUCGGGGUGACUUGGAUAAGUGGUACAUCAAACUUGGGACAGCCAUGUUUGAGGUGAUCCCCUCAGUUGCUGCAGACCACCACAAGACACCCUCUGAGGUCGUCAAAAUGGAAAAUUUCCACCACAUGUUCUCUCUGCUCUCACAAUUGAAGAUAUCAGUGCUAGAUGCUCACAAGAAGGAAGCCAAACAAAAAUAUAAUGAUGCAUUGAAAGCUUAUGUCACCAGAUACUUUGGGCGUCCUCUUGAAAAACUUAAUCAAUUUUUUGACGGGGUCCAAGUAAAGGUAGCUCAGGGAGUAAAGGAGUCGGAGAUCAGCUACCAGAUGGCCUUCAGCAAGCAAGAAUUGAGAAAGGUGAUUCGAGAAUACCCUGGGAGGGAGGUGAGGAAAGGUCUUAAUGAUCUCUACAAGAAGGUUGAGAAGCACUUGUGUGAAGAAGAAAACCUCCUUCAGGUGGUGUGGAGAGCAAUGCAAGAAGAGUUCAUCCAACAGUACAAGUAUAUUGAGAACCUGAUCCAACGAUGUUACCCUGGCUCUAUGAUUACGUUAGACUUCUCCAUAGAAGAUAUUCUCCAGUUCUUUUCAGAGAUUGCCCGGUCUCAUUAGAUUAUACUUGGUUAAACUCACAUUUGAUGAAUUAAUGUUUAAUAGUUUAUAAAACAUGUAUAAGAUUAACCCUAGAUCAGGCGAUCAAUUAUUCCUUUGCUGGCAGGCCUAUUUUAGCUGAUUAAGACAGGUUCUUUUAAAUCAUUCUCAGGCUUAUUGUUUUUAAACAUAUAUUUGUAUAUUGUUUUUUUCUCCAAGAAAAAUUGAAUGUAUUUUUUUAUAAAUAGUUUUAAAAUUUUUGUCUUACACAGAAGAAAAAUUACAAAAGCUAAUUUUACAAUUAUUAACUUUUGUUGUAAAAAAACCAACUUUUAAGUUCCGUAGUUCCUAAAAGAAAUGUUUAUUGAAUAAAUCAAGAUAAUUAGUAAAUAUAUCCCAAAGUAAGGCAUUAAAAAACAUUUCAUGAAAGUAAGAAAUAAAAAUAUACUAUUACUAAAA